AUGGCUCUAGCUUCUCUGGUGGACUGGAGGGCGGACACAUGGGCAGCAAUGCUGAGGCAUGACUCUGAGAUAUUUGGCGUGUUCAAGUGUUGCAUGAGCCCUCCAGCCUUGGAGGACUUGCCAAUGAGUGGAUGGAUAAUGGGAGUCUGGGGGAUGACGGGUGUCUACGGCAGUAUUAUUGUGGCAUGGAAGAAGAGUCUGCAAGCAGUGGUGCUAUCCGAUUCCUCAGCGCACAGCGAUAAUGACUUGGGGAUCGUGACUCCACUUGUCGAGCCUCAGGUUGACUCACCUUCGGGGCCCUGGUGUACCAAGGGUCCCAAUGCUGGAAAGGGUGGAACAGCCUCUCAGUUAAGGAAGUUUGUUAUACCUGAUGGAGAGCUGGAGAACAUCAUGGCACCGUCUCCAGUGAAAAAGAGAACUUGCAAGAAAGGUCAAAAAACAGCUGUACCAGCAGUUCAGACACCAGAUCGAUCAGAUGGUGCAGGUUCUGCACCUACUCUGCACGUUGGAGAGAAUGGUGAAAGGUUUGGAUUACAGAAGAACCCCAUUCCUCCAGGUUAUGUUGGUUUGCAGCCUUUGGGAUGGGAGCAUCCUUCUACCAUCCCACGCCCAAAGCCAUCCGACCUGGUUCUAUCUCAGAACAUGAAGAAACCAAACAUCACAGCGACAAGGAUAUGUCUGAGACACACAGAUGAGAAUCAGGAUAUCGACCACACCCAGUGCCAUCAAGGUCAGGCAGAACGAUGGGUCGGCCGCCCUGUGCAUGCAUCUCAAAAGGACUAUGGGCGGAACAGGCGUGAAGAUCCUGGUAAACAGAGCCAACCACAAGCUCGCUCCAAUGCAAUUGUGGAAGUGGUUCAUCAUAUCCAUCAGCCUAAUGUGGAUUAUGAUGUCAUCAAAUGGCAUCAGAAGACUGACUGUCGUGCUCAUUCUCCAUCACCGACGCACUUGCAUUCAGUAUGCUAUUCUGGCUUCACUGUCAACCAGCCAAAAACCAAGUGUGCUCACACCAGCAAUCUCCAGUCAAACAAUGAUUGUCAAGCGGCUGGGGACUCUGGUGACAUGAAAGUUGAUACUGAUUUGGAGGUCCGACACACCAGUGUUGGGUGCUGCAUGAAGGCAGCAAAGAAUCUUUGGGUCAAACUGCUGAAUUAUACCAAGGCCUGCUUUAGGUUGCAUCUUUCCAUCACAGACCCAUUCCCCACAUGCGACGAAGCCCUUAGUGACACUGGUAUAUGCCUGGAAUUAAUCACGGAAUCAAUUGUAGCUUGGGAGGCACAAAACCGCCGUAUUGAAGCAGAUUUCUAUCCCCAGUAUGAGUAUGACAUGGCCACUGUCAUUUACAAUGAUUCCAUCAACUUUCACAGUAGGAUCAAGCAAAUCACAAUUAAUGUUGUUCCUGUGGAGUACAAGCUGUGCAGUAGCAAGACAUUCUAUGACGGUGGUUUGAAAUAUUUACGACAAUUUCCCGAAUUUCAUCACACCAUCCCUCGCAAAGCCCUUCUCCUGGUCACGACCAUUGUUCACAAUGUUAUUCACAUCUACUCAAUGUAUGGCCAUGUGAACACAAAGCAAACAACCUUGGGAGAUUCUGAAAAGGUGUACUGGAAACUAACGAAUAUGCUCAAGCAGGUCACAGAUGAUGAAUGUCAUUGCGAGAAGCUUGAUGAUAAGCUCCAAUCUUGGGCUGUGGCUGGCAUGACCAGGGUUGUUGUUGAUGGCAAACCUCAAGGCAUCGAGAGUGAUUCCAACUGGGUGGUCAAACUCAAUUGA
This is a messenger RNA of Suillus paluster, 1773 nucleotides long. RefSeq lists its product as uncharacterized. Lineage: Eukaryota; Fungi; Basidiomycota; Agaricomycetes; Boletales; Suillaceae. The record is from RefSeq and is a predicted model, not a curated record. The transcript has 16 exons. Bases 1 to 1773 code for a protein of 590 amino acids.